Molecule: messenger RNA, 3204 nt
Organism: Phyllopteryx taeniolatus (common seadragon)
Lineage: Eukaryota; Metazoa; Chordata; Actinopteri; Syngnathiformes; Syngnathidae
Product: eomesodermin-like
Exons: 6
Coding region: 984-2762 (592 amino acids)
Biological process (GO): positive regulation of DNA-templated transcription; endodermal cell fate specification; mesoderm formation
Cellular component (GO): nucleus
Molecular function (GO): RNA polymerase II cis-regulatory region sequence-specific DNA binding; DNA-binding transcription factor activity, RNA polymerase II-specific
Source: RefSeq, a predicted model, not a curated record
UAUAUCAUUUCACGAAUUGAUCAUUGAUAUCAUAAAACCUAGACAUUAAAGAUAAUUGACUUUGAUUUUAUAUUUUAUUUUCCCUCCGUAAUUUUUUCAACUUUUUUUGUUUUUUGUGUGUAUCUUAAAAAAUAUUUGACAAGAUAUAUAGAUUUCCUUGUGGUAUGGCUGUCUGAUCUAUGGUACAUCACAGGUUUCUUCAAAUGGAAAAAUAAUUGCCUAUUUCCCCUUUUCACGUCAGGCAUCCCAUUGGGACACAGAAUCGCAUCAGAAAUUGAAUGAAUCCAAAUCAUUAAUUGAAUGAAUAAUAAAGUUAAGGAUUAUCUGCAGCAUAAAAUUAGGGGGUGAAAACAAGAAAGCGUGUGGAAUUGUUUUAUCACACACGCAAGAUCGCUGGACCAAUGCACGGCUUUAUAUACAUGCUGGAUUACAUUUCCACUCGCUGAAGUCAUCAAGGUAUUUUGUUGAAUGGAAUUUCUUCUAGUGGUUUCUGUCUUUGUCACAAACAAUCGUGGGCGAGCGUUCAUCAUAGUUUCCCACCCAAAUCUGAGAGAAGUUGGUAAGUAUGUGACUGACAAAAAUUUAGCCUGAUGAGUAAUACAAACUUAAAAGACACUUGCAAGAAAAUGCGGCUUGCUAUAUUUCUAGCUCUCGUGGAGUGGAUUUAUAGGCGGUAUUUAAAUAGUUGAAGACUGAUGUGAAUAUAUUUCUCACAUUUCAUUUGAUAAGUAGCUCGACAAUAAUUUGAGAUAGAUAGAUAGAUAGAUAGAUAGAUAGAUAGAUAGAUAGAUAGAUAGAGAGAUAGAGAAGAAAACUGGUUUGGUAUCAAAAUUUCGUUUGGUAUCAGUAUCAGUCAGAGUCAGAGGUUUUCGUUUCAGUCACGGCCCCACCUAAAGUGUCGUCUGUCUCUUUGAGGUCUCAACUGCUGGCCCCCCGAGGGGAAGAAGGCCCCCACCGCAAUAGACCAAGUGAGCAGAUUAAACAUGCUCGGUGCUGAGGGGGAGACGGACUCGUUUUCCUCCAAAGACUCCACGGAAGAGAGGCGCAAGUCUCCGCUCUCGGGAGGCAAAGAGCCGCCCUCUGACAGCCGGUACACGGAGCAUGGCUUCGGCCCCGAACGCGUCUUCAUCGCGCCCAAAGCCACCGCAGACACCGCGACGACGACGCCCUGCUCCUUCGUCCCCUACAGCCCCAGCGGGAGCAUCUACGCCCCGUCCGGCACGGCCAGGUACCCGACAUCCCUUCACCUUGGUUCCGUGGGAUUCUCCCCGAGCACUGGCCCGCGCGGCCACUUCAGCCCGGCCUACCAGAUCGGGCAGAACCCCGGCUGCCUCUACCCGCCGUACAGCGGCUCGGGCCCGGCUCUCAGCAGCGUCGCCAUCUCUGCGAACGGGCCGGCAGCGAGGGCCCACGUCUAUUUGUGCAACCGGCCUCUGUGGCUCAAAUUCCACCGGCACCAGACCGAGAUGAUCAUCACCAAGCAGGGCAGGCGAAUGUUCCCGUUUCUGAGUUUUAACAUAGCAGGUCUAAGUCUGACUGCGCACUACAACGUGUUUGUGGAGGUGGCGCUGGCAGAUCCCAACCAUUGGAGAUUUCAAGGUGGCAAGUGGGUCACAUGUGGCAAGGCUGACAACAGCAGCCAAGGGAACAAAGUGUACAUCCACCCAGAAUCUCCGAACACAGGGGCCCACUGGAUGAGACAAGAAAUCUCCUUCAGCAAACUGAAACUCACUAACAACAAAGGCACAAAUCACAGCAUGUCACAGAUGAUCGUCCUGCAGUCCUUACACAAGUAUCAGCCCAGGCUACACAUUGUGGAAGUGACUGAGGACAGUGUGGAGGACAUCAACACAGAUCCAAAGACUCAGAGCUUCAUCUUUCCAGAGACCCAAUUCAUAGCAGUCACUGCUUACCAGAACACUGAUAUUACACAACUGAAAAUCGACCACAACCCUUUUGCCAAAGGUUUCAGAGAUAAUUAUGAUUCGAUGUACACAGCUCCAGACAAUGAUCGCCUCACCCCUUCCCCAUCCGACUCCCCUCGUGCCCACCAGAUUGUCCCCAGUGCCCGCUACACCAUGCAGCCCAUCUUACAGGACCAGUUUGUCAACAACUUUACCCCAAACCGUUUCUAUAACAGUGAGCGAGCCGUGCCUCAAACCAGCAGCCUCCUCUCGCCUCAGGCAGAAGACGGAGCCUCUCAGCGCUGGUUUGUCACCUCCAUGCAACAUGGGACUGGCAGCAGCACCAGCCACAAGUUGGAUCUGACAUCAUAUGAGGGGGAGUACUCCAACUCCUUGCUCCCUUAUGGUCUCAAAUCACUUUCCAUGCAAACAUCCCAUGGUCUCAAUUACUACCCAGACUCUCCUUUCAACAACAUGCCAACUGGGUGGGGCUCCAGGGCGGCGUAUCAGAGAAAAGUGACUCCAAGUCUGCCUUGGUCACCGAGGCCCAGUCCCACUGCUGGUUUCCCAGACGACUCAGUUAAGGUGAAGCCACAGUUAGAGGAUGAGGUGCACAGUGGAUGCCUGAUAUCUUCCUGGGCAGAGACACAGCCAUCUUCUCUUUCUCUUGACAAGACUGAGUCCUAUACACCCACCUGCAAGCGAAGGCGUUUGUCUAUGAAUGGGCCGAGCACAGAGGACUCAUCUGCCGACAUUAAAUGUGAGGACAUGGUAUCUGUUGCUAAUGGCUCCUACAGCAAGGAAGCGCCUUCAUCCAAAGGAAUGGCAUCUUAUUAUUCAUUUUACACAAGUUAUUGAGCAUAUACUGUAUAUGCUUUUAUGUUACAUGGACACACCCAAUUUAUCUCUGCUGUGAUACAUUUUUUUCUGUGUUUAUUAUAGAAAAUAAAAUAUCAAAGACAUUAUUUAUUCAUUUGGAGACAAGAGUUAUGACAUAAAGAGAUAUCUGUACUUUUCCUGCAUUAUUUUACCACCCCAUAGAGUAAGUGACUUACAACUUCGGGCAAUAGAUUGUUUCUAAGUAUUUUACGCAAGUUCAAUGUAUUUAACAGUGUUCUGUAAGUUUAAUUCUGCAUACGUUACAGACUUUGCCUUGGCAUUGAGGUUUCCUGUUUAAAGAUUAUUUAUUGAAGGCCAGUAUAAAACUAGUGCACUGUCCAAUGUGAUAAAAGUAUGCUGCAUACACUAAAUCUUCAUUGCAAUGUUCAAAUAUUUGCUAUUAAAAAGCAUUUGUCCUCUA